Carica papaya (papaya) is the source of this 2646-nucleotide messenger RNA. It is a transcript of the gene GAF1, whose product is annotated as Polymerase/histidinol phosphatase-like protein. The record is from RefSeq and is a predicted model, not a curated record. Lineage: Eukaryota; Viridiplantae; Streptophyta; Magnoliopsida; Brassicales; Caricaceae. Gene Ontology annotation, cellular component: nucleolar ribonuclease P complex. Gene Ontology annotation, molecular function: RNA binding. Gene Ontology annotation, biological process: tRNA processing.
GCUUUUAGUUUUCCCUCUCUCUCUCUCUCUCUCUCUCUCUCUCGUGUUUUACCAGCAAUGGCGUUCUUCGACCUGAACAUUCCCUACGUCGAGGCCUCACGGUUCAAUCAGACUCCCGCUCAAAAAGCGGUGCGCGUAAAGCUUGUCACCAAAGCUAUGGAGCUUGGCUACACUGGCAUCGCCUACAAUCGGAUGUUCAAGGGCGUCAUGUCUGAUCAAGACCGUUGCUCCAUUCCUUUAUUAACACUUUCUUCUCUACUGAAGCUCGCUCCGGCUCUCGCAUCCUCCGUCAACUUCCACCGCGACCUCCUUGGCGUCCCGCGCACCUCUCCCUUCCGCCAGUACACGCGUCUCACUGUUUGUGUCGAGAGUGUGCCUCAGGGCCAAGUUUUGAAUUCCGGGAACCCGAUUUUGAAGAGCUACGACAUCGUCGCUGUUAGACCCCUGAACCAGAGCGCGUUUGAUCACGCUUGUGAAAGAGCUGAGGUUGAUAUGAUUUCAAUUGAUUUUUCAGACAAGCUGCCGUUUCGAUUGAAGCUUCCCAUGGUUAAAGCCGCCAUUAAGCGCGGAGUUUACUUCGAAAUCUCAUACUCCGGUCUUAUAUUGGAUGCUCAAUUAAGGAGGCAGACGAUAUCCAAUGCAAAGUUACUGGUGGAUUGGACUCGGGGUAAAAAUAUCAUUUUCUCUAGUUCUGCUCCAACUGCAAGUGAAUUUAGAGGGCCCAAUGAUGUUGCAAAUUUAUCAUCUUUGCUUGGACUCUCUACGGAAAGAGCGAAAGCAGCUAUUUCCACAAAUUGUAGGACUCUAAUAGCUAAUGCUUUAAAGAAAAAGCACUUCUACAAGGAGGCCAUCAGAAUCGAAUUAGUAUCUUCUGCUGAGCAAUGCAACUCCAAGCAACCUUGGCCAGGGGACUGGCUUAAGUGGGAUCCCAUCUCUAGUGGUGAAGGUGAUCUGCUUUUGGAUGAUAGAAAGGCAUUCUCAGCCAUCAAUAAAGUAUCCAAAACUGCAAAAGCCAUUGAUUUUACUUCUAUUAUUGAUGGUAUGCCAUCACAAGGUUUUCAAGUGAGGGAUUUGAUAUCUGGAGUGGGUUCUGUACCCCACUCCCCAGCGAAUGGUGAUAAUCUUACUUCUGUUGCUGAGAUGACUAGGAAAAUGCCUGCAACCAGUAAUGUGUCAGAAGAAUCCAGGGGAGUUGGUAUUGACUUCAAAGCAGAUAAUGCUUUACCUGAAAAUACUCCUUUAAAAGACCAAAUCAUUAGUUUUGAUGAAUCUCGAAUUGCACAGGCUCUCAAUGGUGAGGAAAUUGAAACUAAUGGAUGCGUCACUGAAGAAGGAAUAGUUACCUCAAGAAGAUGCAUUUCCAGACAGGGAUUUGGUUUUCUAUUAGAAAAUGAGAAAGUGCAAUCUGAAAUUUUGGUCAGUUGUACUGGUGAUGCUUCUAUCACUAACACUAUUGCAAAAAAUUCCACGCCGUCAGAAGAUAAUAACACUCCAAGCCCUCCAAAUGAAGAGGGUAAGAGUUCUAAAUUUGUUUAUUUAGGUUCAGAUGCAAAAGAUGCUGCUAUGGAUGACUGUGUACAGACGGACAGGAAGAAUGAAGAUAAUGGCUCUUUAUCCCUGCAAGAUAUGCCUUUGCACGAAGGUGUUCAUGAUAUACCUUUGUGUGAAUAUGUUCCAGAAGAGGCAUUAAAUGUGGCACAAGGAGAUGAUAAAAUUUUUGCUCAUCAAAUUAAGUAUAUGGAGUCCAGUGAAAAGAUGGAUAAUAAUGAUUCUUUAGCUACAAAUCAUGGAUCCCCAGAAGCGAUGAUGGAAGAUCAAAACCAUGGGGCAGCUGAUAGUGAAGUUAAUCUUCCGGUAUUAGUGUUGAAUGAUGCGUCUUCACAGCAAAAUAUUUCGGAAAGAGAUUCAUCCAUAAAUCUUGGAGAGGCUAAUGUCAUUGCUGAUCAAAUUCCACUUGUGGCAUCCUGUAAGAUGGAAUUGUCAGACGACACUUUGGGUGCAAAUCAUGAGGCCCUGGAGGACAUUGCAAUAGAAAUGCAACUGGAUGGAGAAAUUGGUCCUGCAAUUAAUCAUCUGACCUCAGUUAAACAUAUAUCAGGAAAAUCUAGAGCAAAAUGGGGGAUUUUUCAUCGAGCACCAUUCCAUCCUUUCAAGCAUUUUCUAAAUCCUGUUCUUUUCAAAAGAAGAGGCAAAAAAUUUGCAAAACACAGAGGAUUUCAUUCCUAAAUUAUGUAAUUGGGAAUCUCUAUCAGCACGUGCAAAGUAAUUGAGGUAUCGUCACUGAUUUUGCUUGUUUUUAUUGAUUGGGACUCAUCAUAGUUUCAGUCUUCCAAGUGGAAAGAUGGCCAUGGUUGACAAGGGGUGUGCAAUCAUGAAAGUUUUGAGCUAGUUUAGAUUAGUUUAUGUCAUACCUAAAAAUGAUGUGAAUUGUUAUACCUAAUAAAAGAGGUAUUUGUACAAUUAUCUCCAUGGAAGUUUCUUCUCCAUUGUUCUAGGGGCCAAAGCAAUUGGAAUGGAGAAUCUUUUCGAGGAAUAUUUUUAUAUAUGCCUGCUCUUUCUUCAUUUCAUCAUUGUAAAUGGCCCUACAAGUUACUGCUUCUCAUGUGCUACCGCGUGAGACUUGUACAUAAUUUAUUUCUUGUCUAA